Lathyrus sativus (Indian pea) is the source of this 768-nucleotide messenger RNA. NCBI's taxonomy places the organism in Eukaryota, Viridiplantae, Streptophyta, Magnoliopsida, Fabales, Fabaceae. The record is from the annotation of a GenBank genome assembly.
AUGGCAGAAACUAUGUCUAGCUUCUGGGGUCCAGUUACAUCCACCAAAGAGUGCUGUGAAGAAAAUUAUAUACAUUCGUCUUACAUUGCAGAACUUUAUAACACUAUAUCCAACAUUCCGACAAUUAUUUUGGCUCUGAUUGGUCUUAUAAAUGCUCUAAGACAACGAUUUGAGAAAAGGUUCAGUGUCCUGCAUUUGUCAAACAUGACACUUGCCAUUGGAAGCAUGUUGUACCAUGCCACACUGCAACAUCUGCAACAACAAGGGGAUGAAACUCCUAUGGUAUGGGAGGUGCUUCUAUACAUGUACAUCCUCUACUCUCCAGAUUGGCACUAUCGCAGUACAAUGCCUAUCUUCCUAUUUCUGUAUGGUGCUGGUUUUGCAAUUGCCCAUAACGUGUUCCGUUUUGGUGUCGGCUUCAAAGUGCAUUAUAUAAUUCUGUGUCUGCUGUGUACUCCAAGAAUGUACAAGUAUUACAUUCACACUCAAGAUGUCUUAGCCAAGCGGCUAGCUAAGCUAUUUUUAGGUACUCUUAUAUUAGGAAGUUUGUUUGGGUUUUGUGAUCGUGUUUUCUGCGACGAGAUAUUGGGUUGGCGUAUUAAUCCUCAGGGUCAUGCUUUGUGGCAUGUCUUCAUGGGUUUCAAUUCCUACUUUGCAAACACAUUCUUGAUGUUUUGCCGUGCUCAACAGCGCGAGUGGUCUCCGAAAGUUGUUUAUUUAAUGGGUGUUUUACCAUAUGUGAAGAUUGAGAAACCAAAGAGCCAGUGA